Molecule: messenger RNA, 5771 nt
Organism: Vicugna pacos (alpaca)
Lineage: Eukaryota; Metazoa; Chordata; Mammalia; Artiodactyla; Camelidae
Source: RefSeq, a predicted model, not a curated record
CAUAAAGAAUGCUUGAAAUAAUGCAGAUUCUUACUGAGGCCCUCUCCGGGGCCUGGAAAUCUAUAUUUUAAUAAGUUAUUGUGUGCUUCUGAUGCUCACUAGCAUUAAUACUAGAUUACUGUAGGGUAGAGGUUUUCAGCCCUGUCAUUUCACAAAUUUAUUGAGCACCUACUUACUCUAGAAGUCAGGGGUAAGGCAAGGCAGGACAGGAGGAGUGUCAUUAGUUACAGAAUACUUUGGGGUUCACAGCCGGGACAGAACAUCAUGUACUGGGGGUCAGAGAAUACUUCACAGUGUUUGAGAUGAUCCUUAAAAAGAGCUCUGUUGUGUGACUGACACAUAGUGAAGGAAGACAGUAGUGGGAGGGGAGAGGUUUGCAGCUACAUGAGCCCAUCAGUCCACAUGAGUUUCUGAGUUAGACAGAAAAGGAGUGAGAAACGGUAGCAAGACAGGGUGGAGUAGCACCCACAGCAGAGAACCAGACAGUCCUUAGGGGGCAAUAUUUAUUAAGCCAGUGCUCAUCAAAUGUUGGUCAUGUAUCAGACAGACAGACAUUACAAGGGAAAUGAACUGUGAGCAAGACAGACACCAUCCUUUCCCUUGUGGAAUUUCCCAUCUUGUAGUGUAAACAGACAACUAAACACAAAUAUACCACUGUGAGUUGUGCUAUGUGCUUGAAGGGAAAGGAAAGGGAGGCUGGAAAAAUGGAACAGCAGAGAGUGUGCCUCAUUAGAUGGGAAGGCCUCACAGAGGAGGUCCUAUUGAAGCCAGAACUAACCAUGGGCAGAGUGGAAGGGACGUGUAUUCUAGGCGGAAAGAAUACCUGGUAAAACAGGCCGAAAUGGGGCAGUUUGAAAUCCUUGAGGCAGGAGAGAAUUGGGUGAGUUGGAGAGAGAGCAAAAGCCAUGUGGCUGACAUGUAGUGAUGAGGGGGGUCCCUGAUGGCCAGGGUCAGCCUUGCAGGCAGUGAUGGACUUUAUUUGCAGUGCAGUAGUAAGUCAUUGAAAGGUUUAAAGAGACAGUGCUAGGAUCUGAUUUAUAUGUUUAAAAAAUCUGGAGAACCAAUUAGGACAGCAAGGAUGGCAACAGGGAGACCAGUCAGGAGGCCACUGAACAGGUCCAGGCAUGAGAUGAUGAUGUGGCUUAGCUGAGGGUGAAAGAGGUAGUGAAAAAAGGUCCAAUUCAGAAUAUAUUUUGAAGACUGUGCUGUUAGGACUUGCUGAUGGAUUGGCUAUAACAGGUGGAUGAAAGGGCGAUUCCUGGUUUACACAGCUGGUCGGCUGGAGGUGCUGUAACACUGAAGGCAGGGGCAGAUCAGGUCAGUUUUGGACAUGUUGCUUCUGACCUGAGAGACAUCCCAGCAGAGGCGCUAAGCAGGUAGUUGGGGGAGCUCAGGGAGAUAUCUGAGCUUGGGAGAGAGGUCUGGCCUCAAGUUUACUCUGCAACCCACUCUUGGGAGAGAGGUCUGGCCUCAAGUUUACUCUUCCAUCCCAUCUCUUCCCCCUAAAUGUCUUGGAAGGAUCCCAUGAAUCACUAGGACCUCCUGGUUGCCAGACCCAGUGGAUGACUUUCAGUCUUAUCCUCCUCAGCCUCUGCAGCAUUUGACACAGUUGGCCACACUGUCCUCAAACAUCCUGUUCCUUCCCUGACACCAGUCUGCUGGUCUUCCCUGUCUCUGGCUGCUUUGCCAGCUUCUCAUCUACCCAGUUUAAAUCAAUGGUUUGCAAAUUUUAGUGAAAAAAAAAAACUAUGUGUACAUGUUUUGUUUCACCUUUUAAGAUUUCUAUUUUUGUGGAUGUUUUAUAAACAUGUGGAUAGCUGUAUAGCAUGCUGGGGCUGCAUAUUUAAUUUUUCUGAAGGUAUGUAUUCAAAAGGAAUCAUUUUUCUGAGUGAGAGGAUUUGUAGGUAAGCUCAUUUGGCCCCAAAACCUUAAUGACAAUCUACAUUCUUUUUAAUCCAGAAUGUAUCUCCCAUCCUAGUCCCUACUGAGCUCCAGAUCCCUGUAGCAGUACAGUGUAGCAGUGUUCAGUGGAGACCUGCAGGAGUUUGGUGGUGAGGAGGGAGAGGGGUGUGUACCAGAACAAAGUGAGAGCUUUGGAAGCAAGAGAGAGCCCAGUGCACUUGAGGCCUGAAAGAAUUCCUGGUGGCUGGCUUGAAGAUCGUGAGAGGGUCAAUAGAGAAAGAUGAGAACAGAAGGGGCCAAAGGGUGAAGUGCCUUGUGCCAAGAGGUUGGACUCUCUUCUGAGGGCAAUGGGGAGCCACUGAAGCAUUUAUAUCCAGGGAGGAGGCAUGACUUGAGGUGUAUUAGUAGAGGAUCACAGUAGUUUUUCGUUUUAAAGAUAAGUAAAAUAAGGCCUCAGAGGGGACCUCCAGAGCAGCCCAGAGAGCUAGUGACAGAGCCACCAUGAUCCCCAGGCUUGUACCUCCCAGUCCAGUGCUGCAGAAUGUCCAUCCUUCAUCUCAGGCAGUGUCUGGGGCGCAGGGAAACUCCAGGUGGAGGAGACCAUGACACCUGGAACCACCGUCCAUGUAAGGUAUCCCUAAUACCUUUGCUUUGGCCCAGCCAGUGGGCUGGACUCUUAAGGAACCAAGAUAUAUAAGGCCCACUUGAUAAUUGGUCCUAUUAUUACUCUGCACUGUGUUCAGUCUUCUCAGCAGUUGUGCAAGUUAGUGACAAGUGAAGCUAAGAGAGGUGAACUUGUUCUGUAUCAUACAGCUAGGGCCUGAGGAAGCUGUGAUUCAAACCCUCUUCUGUCCAGUUCCCAAAGCUAAAUUCUUUCCUUUUUGUACAAACCAGGAAACUCAGAUUUCAGCAGUGAAGAUAGGCCCUUUAAAAUACAAUUUGAUACAAUGUGUUUAGUGUUACAAGUAGAUGCUGAAGUGGGCUUGUUUUGCCUUUGGAGACUGCUUAAGACUUUGGUCCAUUUGCUGGGUUUUCAGCACGCAUAGUUCACCAGGAAAAAGGGACAAGAUCAUAAUGGUGACUCGUCAAGAGGGAGAACAGGAGUGCCUGGAGCUCAGGAUGUAGUGGGCAGGCAGGAAAUGACCAAACAAUAAGAGUGAAGGGUCUCCUGGGCCAAGCUUGAGUCAACUUUGACUUCCCUUUUCCUCGCAGCCUAUAUCCAAGCCAUCAUCAAGUCCUAUUGGCUCAAAUACAUAACUGCAAACUGACCAUUUCUCACCACCUCCAUUGCUAGUACGCUAGCACCUGGUCCACACCACCAUCAUAUAUCAUCUAGCUUUUUGCAAGAACUUCCUUUUGCCCUUGCCUACAUACAGCCUACUCAAUGAAACAGCCAGAGAGAGAGAGAGAGAGAGAAAGCCUUCUAACACAGACAUCCUCAGCCUCAGCUGCAAUUUAAAAUAUGCUGGGGAAUUCUCAAAAAGUUCCUGUGUCUGCACCUCACCCCAGAUAUUCUAACUUAAUUGAUGUGAAGUGUAGCUCAGGCAGAGGUAUUUUUAAAGCACCCCAGAUGAUUCUAACUUGUGGUCACAAUUGAGGACCACUGUUUCAGUACGUAAAUCUCAUACGUCUCUGGCCAACAUUUCCCAUUUCACUCAGAAUCUAAGACAAUGAUCUACAGGACCAUAUGUGAUCUGGCCUCUAGUGACCUCUCUUCGGCCCCCCUUGUUCAUUCCACUCCAGCUUCAUUGGCCUUUUGGUUCAUCGAACAAACAAGGCACACUUCUACCUCAGGGCCUUUGCCCUUGUUCCCACUGCCUGAAACACCUAGAAGCCUGCAUGCCUUAAUCCUUAACCGCCUUUAGGUCUUUUGCUCAACCAUUGGCUUCUUGGUGAUACAUUCCUCAUCCACCCUCUUCAAAAUUGCAACUCCUGCCCACCAUUCUCUAUCCUUCUUAUCCUGUUCUAUUUUUCUUUAUAGCACUUGUCACUGUCUGACUUCUGGUGUAUUUUUUGUAUAUUGUCUGUCUCUUCUCCACUAAUCGGGAGUUUUUGUUAAUUUCUUAAAAAACAGCUAUAUACACCUAUUACCUUAAAUGCUGUCUGACUAAAUCUCUGUUAAAUAAUUGAACUUCUGUGUAUUUCUCUAUUUUGGUAGUGGAUGGCUCUUGGUUUGAGCCAGGUAGAAUCAGAGGCACUAAGCGAUACCAGGGGAGAGGUGAGACCCUUGGGUUUGAAGCAGAUGAUGACUGAAGCUGUGGGACCAGCCCAGAGGAAUAUGGACAUCGGGACAAAGGAGCCGCCAAACGUGCUUCUCUCCAAGUUUAUCUUGAUGUGUGAGACCUCCAUUUGCCUGGUUACUAGACAGGCACCUGGGGUCAUCCUGGACUCCUCAUCUCCACAUCUCACCUCCUAAACAAGUUCUAUAUUAUUGUCUCGAUAUCUCCAAAGUCUGCCACUUCCGUCCAUCCACCCUUUCACAGAUAUCCUCUCCUCUAGAAUACUGCCAACAACUCAGCCUGGGUGCCUCUGUUGUUCUCUGCCAAGCGGUUUAAAUGGUUUUCCUAAAACAUUUGACCUCCCUCUGUCUGAAAAUCUUUCACUGGGCUCCCUUCUGCCCUUGAGCCCAAAUCCCAGCUACCACAAGGCCCUCUGCGUACGUGGACUGGACUCCCUCUCUAAACUCAUCUCUUGUCACUCAGCCCCUAAGGCUCAGGACUUCCUCACACCUGCGGGCCUCGGCUCAGAACCCAGACAAAGCGCGUGAAACGACUCUUCUUGGAAGCCUUUCCUGCUGACCGCGCUGCCUCUUCUAGCCCCCCUGAGCCUCACCUCCCGCACACUCAUUAUUGACACUGUCCGGCAGCCUGUCCCCUGUGUGGCUGGGGGCGCUUGUAGGAAGUACUGUAAUUGCAAGAUGUCUGUGUGGGCCUUUGCGUCAGGGAGAGGAGACUGGCGAGGUAGCCCCAGGGAGGCAGAAAGGGAGCCAGGAGCCAGUCCUAGAAGCCAGUGGGUGAGUGUGCAGGGUGUUCCGCUGCGUCAGCGAGGCCCGAACCGCCCUCGGGAGGAGGAGCCUGGGGUCCAGCGCCGCGCAAGCGGCCCUGGUUCCCACCCAGGGGCACUGAGCGCUCUGCGCCCUCAGACCUGGCGGGGGUCGCAGGGCUUGGUCUCACCCGGCUGCCCUCCCCAGGCGAGCUUCCUCUCGGCUUCUGCAUCCGAGCGGAGGAGGUGGGCACGCCAGCUAAGCCGAAGAGUCGGUGGCCUGGGGUCCGAGGCCCCUCAGGAGAACCGGCAUUCUUUCUGCGCAAGCGCGACACUUAGGCCGGGAGGGGCGGGGCCUGGACGGGUCGGGGCGGAGUCAUCCCCUGGGCCCGCCUCCACUAGCUCCCGUGAGCAGCCAAGUGCUGGGCACCCGGGCUAUUCUAGGGUCUUCAGACGCGCCGCCCUAGAGACCCUGGGCUGGCGCUGGGCGCAGCUGCCUCUCCGCGUUUGCCUGUCCGUCUUUGUGUCUGUCUCUGUGUCUGUCUGGCUGUCUCCGAGCUUGCCUCCACUUCUAGAACUAAGCCUCUGGGACACCGACAUCCCACGAACCCUCGCCCUUUUCCCAUGGCAGGUAAGUGGGUCCAAGCCCGAGGGUCUCCGUUAUCCCCCCACAGACUUGGGAGCCUGGUGUCGGACGCAUCCUCCGGGAAUGUGCUCGGACUGGCUGUGUGGGGCCCCUCCCUUCCUCCCAGGAAGCCACCGCCCUGCUCCCCCGCCCCAUCUUUCUCAGUCUCUUCCCACCACAUUUCCCCCCUCAGCCUCGCGGCCCGUGGGCUAAGGGGUAAAGAGACGAGGUCGGGGGCUCCUUCUAACCUACUCCUGUCCCC